Messenger RNA from Dunckerocampus dactyliophorus (ringed pipefish), 4986 nucleotides. RefSeq names its product syntaxin-binding protein 4. Gene Ontology annotation, molecular function: protein binding. The coding region runs from base 316 to 2352 and encodes 678 amino acids. The record is from RefSeq and is a predicted model, not a curated record. Lineage: Eukaryota; Metazoa; Chordata; Actinopteri; Syngnathiformes; Syngnathidae. The transcript is spliced from 21 exons.
ACUGUUGGAAGCAAUGUGAUUGCAUCGCGCAUGUGUACCUCCACUCGUUCACUGCAGCUCUCAUCACGUCCAACAGGCACCCAAAGAUGACGGGAUGGGCUAAAUAAUUGUUUGUGUGUCACCUUUUUUUUCAUUUUGGUGGACUUGAGUUGCGUAAGAGAUUAAAUGUGCGGAUGAAGGUGGGAGAUGUGAGCGGCGUGCUGCUGGUUAGCGGGAAUUAGUGCACACACACCAGCAUGGGGCUGCUGGUCGGGGGCUGAGGCAGCGGGAAGCUCCGACCGACCAUCCGUGCGCCCGUUCGGACGGAGGACCAAGAUGCCAACCUUCUCCGUCAUGUACAAAGGAGCGGUCAUCAUCAGCAGGACACUCAUGGGUCCGUAUGGCGCAGACAGAACCGUUCAUUCCAUGGACUUUACAGACUGUGAGAACGGCUUGGGAAUUAAAGUGAUCGGAGGAGUGAAGGAGCUUACGGGAGAGGAGUUUGGAGUUUAUGUGAAAAGGAUUCUACCAGGUGGCCUUGCAUCCAGUGACGGAAACCUGUUGCCAGGAGACCAGAUCUUGGAGGUGAACGGGGAAAGUUUAAUCGGCGUCACAAGUGAAAGAGCCGUGGAUGUCUUGAGAGCCGCUUCAGCAACCAAUCACAUGCGCCUCCUCAUAGCCAGAGAUGAGGAAGCAAAGAAAGAAUUUGCUGAGCUCCUGGAGAAAUAUGGCUCCAACGGUAGCACGGGAUCAACACGCAACUCACCCAUCCAGCAAGCCCCAGGAGGUCGCUGCCUGGAAAGUACAUCGUCUGGUUCCUCGUCUCGCUCCCAGAGUCCGUUGCUGUUAAGCCCAGCUGGUGGUCAGAACCUGUACAACAACAGCGGACCCAUGCUGCGCUCUCUCAGUCACCCUGGUGAAGGAGUGAUUCAACUCAUCUCUGUGACGCGAUCAAACAAUUUGGGCAUCACCCUGGGAGGGGGCUCCAAUCGCCCCGAUGGCCCUGCAGUUUUCAUCCAGGAGGUUCUGUCUGGGGGGGACUGCCACCGGGAUGGGCGUCUACGGCCUGGAGAUCAGCUUAUUGCAAUAAACAAAGAGUCCUUGAUAGGCGUCACCCAUGAGGAAGCCAAAAGUAUGCUGAACAAAGCCAAAUUCAGCCAGGAAAUCACCGUGGAGGUUGCUUUCAUUCCUGGUAAAGGACUUUUCCCAAGCAGCACGUCUCUCCACAACGGCGUCCAGCGAGCAGCAAGCAAUAACUACACUUCUGGACGCUUAAAAGUUCACAUCCGAUCACCUGAGAUCUGUGCAGAGGAGUCGCCUUCAGUGUCCUCGCCUUCGCCGGAAAUCUGUCCGCCGGAUAUCCACAUUUCAGGUUCAGUCAACCAGAGGUCACCCACGGGCACCAAAGCUAAGAUCACACUGGACCCCUACAUCCGACUCAAAUCAGACAAGUUGGAUUUGGCUCUCUCCUUCCUUGGCUUGGAUGUCACAGACGAGAAAAGACAGAAGCUGCGACAGAGCCUGAACACAGACCCGCAAGGCACCGUGGCCUAUGGAGACUUUGUAGCGGCCACACGCAGCAUUUUCCAGGACAACCUGGAGGAAGUGAGUUUGGGAUCAGGACCUUUCAUGUUCUCCUGUCACGAAGCAGCCAGUCUGAUGGACACGUCGGCCUUUCACUCCCCAACGUACGAGUCAGAGUGCAGCUACAGCGGCGAGGAGAUGGAGCGCUUUCAGACGCAGGUGAAACACCUGCAGAGCCAGAUGAAGCAGCUCAAGGUGGUGCUGAAGGACAUGGAAAGCCGCAAGAAAACCCUUGAAGAUGAGCUGCAGAAGACCUCUGAGAAAGCGUGCGUGACGGUGGAGGAGAACGUCCGCCUAAAGAGUCGUCUGCAGGCGGCCGAGGCGGAAGCGGGCCAGCGUCACACGAGCAGCGCUGAGCAGGACUACGAGGAGGUGAUCCAGCUGCUGGAGGCCGAGAUCCGAGACUUGAAGAACCAGCUGGCCGGCAAACGGCAAACACAAGGAGGGGAAGCCGCCAAGCAGGAGGAGGUGGAGGAACUGAAUCGGAGGCUGACUGCCAUCGACUUCCAGCUUCGGAAGUCUGAGCUCAACAGGAAACACCUUGAGAUGUCCAACAGGAGACUACUGGGCUUUGCGCAGAAUGUCCACAAGGUGCUAACCACACCCAGCCUGUUUGGAGGGGAUCUCGGGAGCAACCGGUCAUCACCAGCUGCAGACAGUCCAGACACUCCAUCAGCACUUCCUGACACCGCCUUGCAGCUGGCUGUGGAGGCCCAAGGGCUGGUGCAGGACGUCAGCACAGUGACGGAGGAGGAGUUGGUGCCAGAAGUCAGCCCCCACAGCAUGUGAGCCAAAGGGGGGAGUGAUGAAGAAGUGGACAAAUCACAGGCUGGAAGGAAGCCGUCCCACUUCACCACGGUCGACAGCGCCGACACCGUCCUGCACACCUGAUCUCAAAAAGACUUGAUUAGGUCCAACACAACAAUUUCAGGCCAAAGCUGCUUGCUCACAUCCAAUUAGGCAUCAUUCUGCUGACUUAAUGAUCUCUCUCACCGUCUAUGGACUUGGACUUGCACACACAUCCCCGUGUUGUGUUGAAACAUGACUAGGGGUGGAAGAAAACCAUUUUGUAUCUAUUUAAAAAUGAUUAUUAACCCACAAGAACUGAGAGCCAUUUCAAGUAAAAUGGUGGAGGAUAUACCAGAGACCAAGUGGAACACAUGGGUUUUGUCCCCCUAAAAUAGUUACAAUCGUCCCUCGCUCCAUCAGUUUUUCAAAAAUGUAUUAAUGAUUGAUGUUCCGUAAUUGUCUCUUGGCCUAUUAUUAGUCAAAAAAUGCAUAUUUAAACAAAUGUUACGUAUUCUUGGCAUAAAGUAAGCAUUUUCAAGCAUACAAGUAGAAAUGCUCCAAAUGAACAAUACAAGUCCAGUUUAAGGCAAUACUACACGUUGAUGAACUGACUACAUUGGCCACUAGGUGUCACUAUUACCACUAUUACCACACUAUUACUUCAUCGACAACGACAGGUUUGUAUUAUUUUUAUAACUAUCUCACAACAGGCACAGUCAUAACAUAAUAAUAAUAAUAGUCGUCAUCAUCGUAAUAACACAGGCUACUGUUGUGGCCGUACUGCAACUAAAACCGAACUGUAAACCUCCAAUGUCACUUCCUGUCCGCACGUCCAGAAGACAUUUAUUGAAACACUCGAGCAUGAGUCUUAUUACUUAUUAUACUAUAUUGAGCAAUAUGAGUGUAAAGGUGACUACAUGGGCGUUAUUUAUUGUCUAGAGCGCCAUAAUAAUGGUAAAAAAUAGAAUUAGGAAGUCAUAAACAGCUUUUCUAUGUUCUUAACGACGAAUAUAUUCAGUUUAUUAAUAUUGAAUUGUACAUCGUCGGUUCUGGAACCGAUUAACCGCCGCGAACGAGGGAUUACUAUAAUUUAUGUCAUAUGUUAGUGUUCAUGGUAAAUGUAUAACUUUGAACUCAACUUGACACUUUUUGUGCUUAGCAGCACAGUAAUUGAGCCAAAUAACCAACGUUAUAUUCACUUAACGUAAAUGACAUCACGGUGAUAUUUUCCUCGAUAGUUUUCUAUGAAUUUAUUGAAGAAAUAUCGUAAGAGGAAUUGAAUUGUUAUAUCUGACACCCUAUUGACGCGUUACCAUUUUUACAUGGAUUUAAAAUGAGCUUUCAUGGAACGCUAAAUGAGUUCGCUUAUCUGAUACGCUGCCAUUUUGGGCACAUCCGUGUCACCAUGGCUUAUGGGUUCAGGCUAAAAGCAGGCAAGCUUCUGUUGCUUGUUUUCUAUGAACUCACUGAAAAAAUAUAGUAGAAGGGUUCUAUUGUGAUAUAUGACGGCUUAUUAAAGCAUCGUAAUUGUUAAAUCAAUGUAAAACAAGCAUUUAGGAUAAAAAAAAGGCUUUUUGAAAUGAGCUAGCUUAUCUGAUAAACCACCAUUUUGGGGACAUGCGGGUCACUGUGGGUUCAGGCGAAACGCUAGCAAAUGCAACUUGUUUUCUCAGAACUCAUAGAAAAAUAUAGUAAGUCGAGUUGAAUGGUGAUAUAUGAUGGCCUAUUAAAGCAUCAUAAUAGUUACAUGUAUGAAAAAAAGCUUUUCGAAAUGAGCUCACUUACCUGACACCGGCCUUUUGGGGACAGGCGUGUCAUUGUCGGAUCAUGCUAAAAGCUUGCUAGAUUCAGUAGCUUGUUUUCUACUAAGAGUUUAAUUGUAAUAUUUAACAACCCAUUAAAGCAUUUCAAUUGUUACUUGGAGUUAAAACCAGUUGUCGUGGUACAAUAAAAAGUUUUUGGAAAUGAGCUAUCAUACCUGAUACACUGCCAUUUUGGGGAAGCCGGAGCCUGGGAUAGUCACAUGACUAUCAUCCUGAAUAUUUCCUAGAUGUCACUUGAAGCACAAAGCUGUGUAGGCCACUUUGUCACACAUUUAAGAGUUGGCUUCCGGUCCCUUGAUUUACAGCACUGUUAUGACAAUAUUUCUGUAACUGUUAUUUUAAUCAUGGAGUUACGGAUGUGCAGUGAUAAUCGCGAAUGGCAGCCAUCAGAUGGUGUGAUGGCGGGACAUUCUCACCCACCCCUAAGCAUGGCCUCAACACACACACGCACGCACGCACGCACACACAACUGCAUGUAAAGGACAAUCUCCAUCCGUUUGAAACGUUAAUAACUCACCACCAUCUGCUGGUAAGAAAUGUUUAAAAAAAAAAAAGCAGUCUUCCUCUUUCCAUCCGUGUUGUUUCUGUGUAAUAAGUGAAGGAUGUUGUCACCUAACACAAUGAGCAAUAUUCAUUCAGUCAAUCGAUGCAUGUUGGGAGGGAUAUUACUUCAGUAGAAAACUCACUGCUCCUGCUGUGUCCUCAUCAUCUUUAGGUAGCCAUCAUCCAUCAUGUCGAUCAACGAUCAAACCACAUCUUUGCUGUGGCCUCAUUCUUUCUCUUACACUUUUCUAAUAAAGCAAUGACUGGA